Messenger RNA from Trichobilharzia szidati, 1764 nucleotides. The record is from the annotation of a GenBank genome assembly. NCBI's taxonomy places the organism in Eukaryota, Metazoa, Platyhelminthes, Trematoda, Strigeidida, Schistosomatidae.
AUGUCUCGUUUUACAACUGAUUCAUCGUCGUUAUCAUCUUUUCAACCUAAAAUGCUUUCAGAAAAUGUCUAUUUUCCACCAUUGUUGUCAUACUCUUCUACACUGGCAAUUUUCAAUGAACUUAAAACAAAACUUAAUAAGCAAUCGGAUUUUGUGCAAACUAAUAAUGCUUUAAUUAAUACAAUAUUGCCUGAAAUUGACUACUCAUUACCUCAUACUACUACUACUACUAAUAGUAAUAAUAAUAAUACGAGUAAUGUGACGUGUUCAGGCUCAGUAGUCAAUGAUUUUAAAAGUUUCUAUGCACAGCCUAUCAUGAAUCGGACAGCACCAAGUUUCAAUGAUAGAAAUAAUAAAAGUGAUGUAGACAGUGUAGUGACUUUUCCAUUUGAAAAAAAUAACUACGAUGAUGUAUACACGUGCUCAUUAAACUCUGCGAAGUCUUCGCUUCCUCCUCAGCGGCAUUGUCGAAGUCAGCAGAAAAAGGAUCCUCGUACAUAUGAAGAAAUAUUUUCACAUCCACAUCCACAAUACUAUCCUCACUUUCAUCAUAGCCUGGAAUCUCAACAAUCCCAAUAUCCUAGUCACUCUAACUCUGAUGAUUCAGUAGAAAUGCUCAGAUUAUGUGAUACAUCAACAAGCAAACAAUUUGUCACAAAUACAAUACAAAACCAUAAAACUCAUUAUGAAGACAAAAUGACAAAUAACAAGAUUAGAAGUACAAGAGAAGAGAUAAAGUCCUCGUCAACUUCAUUUAAUGGUCAAAUGAUUGGAGAUUCAUUGAAGAAAAGUAUUCAAUCGUGUGUAUCACAAAGAAAGCGUCACAGAUCAAUUGAUUUGAAGACAGAAGAAGAAGAAAUACAAGACCAUUCAAAACGUUAUCGUACAAGUUAUUCACAGAAACAGAUUGAAUUGUUGGAGAAAACAUAUCAAAUGGAUCGUUAUGUUAGUCGACCACAGAGAACUAAACUUUCUAAUGAACUUGAUCUUCCAGAGAAUACAAUAAAGGUUUGGUUCCAAAACAGGCGGAUGAAAGAGAAGCGUCAAGCUCUUAUGCUACCAACAGUAGCAGGGAAAGAUCCUUAUUUACGAGAAACUCUUCUUAGAGUUACACAGUUAUAUUGUGCUACACGAUAUGGCAGUGAAAAUGAUCCCUGCAUCAUCAAAGAGCUAAGUAACAAUUCACAAUCGAAGAAUAACAAAGAUUACUUUGCAAAUAUGCGUAGAAAAGUGGCAGCAUUAUCAACACCAGUACGGGAAACAACUAAUAGUACAAUUUCUGACAACUAUAUUCUCCAAAAUUCUUCCUCUGACACCAAUGUACCAAAGAAAUCCAAGCUUAAUACAAUACAACACGAAGAUUUGUUCAGUAAUCCAAUCGAAGAUAUUAAUCCAAAGUCGAUGAACACAUUGAAAAAUCAAAUUAGUACAAAAGUGAAUGAUGAGAACAAUGAAUCGGAUUUAAAUGCCACUGUUUCAAACACUAAUCAAAAUUUCAUACACACCACAGAACCACCCAGUAAUGAUACUGAGGGGAAUAAUGAUGAUCUCAGUAAAUGGAAUACACUUUCUAAUCCUUUAAACCUUUCAACAUCCUCGUCAAUCAGUAGUGAUGAGAAUCGUGCGUUGUUUAAUGAUGAUGCAUAUCCUCGAAUGAAUCAAAAGUUUUCUGCGAAUACAUUCAAUUUAUUCUCAACAUUUCCAUUGGUUCAUACAACAUCUUCAUCAUUUACAGACAAUCUUAGUGAUUCACUGAUUUCAUAA